AUUGGUGUUAAAUAAUUAUAUAGAGUAUUUACUUUUUUCGGGAUUGUCGUACAAUAUCAAUUGUGUGCCAUGUGCUUGAUUUGACCUUGGCAAAAAGGGAAGGUCAAAAUUUGUGUUUAUGUAACUUGGCGCUGCAUCAGAGCAUUGGAUCAGUCGGUAUUAGUGUGAUCGGGUCGGUUGUCCUUUUCCCUUUUUUUCUGUAGUGGGAGAGCACGGCUACGAUCUUAUCAUGUCUUGUUUACCACGCAUGUUUACUAUUGUAGGUACCUACCUACAUUUAAAAUACGAGUAACCAUUAGUAAAGUUAUUAUUAUUAUAAUUCUCGCGUCCGUGUGUCCGAUACGUUUAUUGCUCGCACAGUUCUCUUCAGUUAUUUUGAUUAAGUGCAUUCAACAUUUGUGCAGUCAAAAAUCAGACAUGAGUAAGCUGUGCAGACAAGUAUCUAUCGAGUCUCCGGGUCCCACACUCAACGAAUGCGUAUUUAGUUUCGAUGUUCCUGUUCCCGACGUGCCAUUGUAUGGCGCCAGGAUCAGAGUAGCGUACGCUGGGGCCUGUUACCGCUCGAACAAGGCUCGCUCGGCCUCAAUAUGUAGCACGUCUUCGAUUUCAUCUAUCGGCAGCUUAUCGGCUGAGUUGGAAAGCGUCAGUUUCCAGGUAUCGACGCCAGCGCACAUCGGACUGCGGGAUGGCGCUUUGUUCCCAGGGUACGAGGUCGCCGGCGUGGUAGACGCAAUUGGUGCCGCCGCGGAACAUGUCGACAACAUCACCGUAGGUUCCAGAAUAGUGAUAUAUCCCUAUGAGGGGGUGCCUCACGGGUAUGCGGACUAUAUAGUCGUGCCGGAUAUUAAAUACCUGGUACCCGUUCCGGAGCAAUUGUUGUUGAGCGUGGCUGCCAUGUUGCCGACUGGGGCCCUAUUGGCUAUGAAUAUAGCGCAGACGGCCAACGAUUGCUUGGAGAGAAUUUUGGAGGGCCCAAAUCCUAAGCAGAAGGCGACGGUGUUGAUUGUCGGCACUGGUGGACUUGCACUAUGGGCGCUCCGCAUCGCUACCCAUUAUUUCAAGGGCACUACGUACGAGCAUCGCAUAAACGUUUCCGUAGCAACAUUGAAGGACGAGGGCUUCGUCCUGGCAAAGGAGUGGGACAACGUCAACGUGGUACAGUGGAGCGAGGAUUUGUACGAGAAACAGCUGAUUGAACGGACCAUGGACGCGUGCGGCGGGCCCGUGGACAUCGUGAUGAACUUCGGGACCACCUCGCGUUCGCUGCACCGCUCUAUGCAGUGCCUCGCACCGGGUGGCAUGGUGCUGGUCACUGAGAAUAUUGGUGAUAAGCUGCUGCCGAAGUUUGCCAGGAAAGCCGAAGAUCUUAAAGUGAGCAUCGUCGUGGUACCAAUCGGUUCCAUUGAGCAACUCAGGAACCUCCUCGAUUUGGUGGCGAAUGUGCAAAUUAAGCCGCCGCCAUACUCUGUGUACUCUGCUGACGAUGCCCAGGAAGUAAUCAGGAAGCUGUGCAACUCUGAAAUCAAGGGACGUGCCAUAUUAAAAUUCUACAAUGUCCUUUAAACGGAUGCUAAUUGAUUUUCGAUUUGACAAGAAAUAAAGGUAAUUUGGAAAGCCGUUGUAAUCUUGUGAUAACGUCUUGUCUAUAAGUAUUCAUACUAUCUGUCUAUUUAGUUAAGUGGAAAACCAAUCUUUUAUAUAUACGUUUUCGUUACUGCACUGCAAAAUAUAUCAAAAUAUAUCAUUAAAAAAAUAUUAGAUAUUUUAAGACAAAUAUAAUUAGUUGUAUAAGAUAGUUAAGCAUCUUUCAAGAGAUCUCUAAAUAAACAUGUUUUUUGUGUAACCAUUUUUUUGCUUUUUUUUUUAAUAUACUUAGUGUUUAAGAAUAAAGUGUCGACUACAGGAAAUGAACGUGAAUUGCGUUCAUAUUGAAAUUAAGACUUAAUUUUGACGACUUCAGUAUUUGAAUAACUAUGAUGUUAUUUGCAUGCUCUGUCACUAAAAAUUCUGUGACGAACCUUACUUCAAAAUAAUUGCCUAACGCUCACCUUAAAACAUAUGUUUAACAAGCAAGAUACACACCACGGUCACAGAUAAUUUUUAGUUCGACAAUUUUAUAAUUAUAAAUGUAAUAAGUGAUAUUUAGUUUUUUUAUAGUUAGUUUUUUUUUUUUUGUUUUUUCUUUUCUCUUAAUAUUUUUUAAAGACGUGAUUAAAACAUGUAAGAUAGAUUCGAAUACAUCAAUCAUUAUUCAACAUGUCAUAAUUACGUAUUUUUUAUUAAUAAGUGUUAUUAAACCGAUGUUUGCUACUAAGAUAUUGUUUAUUAUUAAAUUUUAUGUUUUUUUUCUUUUCUCUUAAUAUUUUUUGAAGACGUAAUUAAAACAUGUAAGAUAGAUUCGAAUACAUCAAUCAUUAUUCAACAUUUCAUAAUUGCGUAUUUUUUAUUAAUAAGUGAUAUUAAACCGAUGUUUGCUACUAAGAUAUUGUUUAUUAUUAGUUUUUGUUUUUUUUUUUUCUUUUCUCUUAAUAUUUUUUAAUACUUGAUUAAAACAUGUAAGAUAGAUUCGAAUACAUCAAUCAUUAUUCAACAUGUCAUAAUUACGUAUUUUUUAUUAAUAAGUCUUAUUAAACCGAUGUUUGCUACUAAGAUAUUGUUUAUUAUUAUUUUUUUUUUUUUUUUUUUUUUCUUUUCUCUUAAUAUUUUUUGAAGACGUAAUUAAAACAUGUAAGAUAGAUUCGAAUACAUCAAUCAUUAUUCAACAUUUCAUAAUUGCGUAUUUUUUAUUAAUAAGUGAUAUUAAACCGAUGUUUGCUACUAAGAUAUUGUUUAUUAUUAGUUUUUAUGUUUUUUUUUUCUUUUCUCUUAAUAUUUUUUAAUACUUGAUUAAAACAUGUAAGAUAGAUUCGAAUACAUCAAUCAUUAUUCAACAUGUCAUAAUCACGUAUUUUUUAUUAAUAAGUGUUAUUAAACCGAUGUUUGCUACUAAGAUAUUGUUUAUUAUUAGUUUUUAUGUUUUUUUUCUUUUCUUUUAAUAUUUUUAAGACGUGAUUAAAACAUGUAAGAUAGAUUCGAAUACAUCAAUCAUUAUUCAACAUGUCAUAAUCACGUAUUUUUUAUUAAUAAGUGAUAUUAAACCGAUGUUUGCUACUAAGAUAUUGUUUAUUAUUAGUUUUUAUUUUUGUUUUUUCUUUUAAUAUUUUUAAGACGUGAUUAAAACAUGUAAGAUAGAUUGCUUGUUUGCUGCUAAGAUAUUGUUUAUUAUUAGUUUUAUGUUCUUUUUUCUUAAUAUUUUUUAAUACUUGAUUAAAACAUGUAAGAUAGAUUCGAAUACAUCAAUCAUUAUUCAACAUGUCAUAAUUACGUAUUUUUUUAUUAAUAAGUGUUAUUUAACUGAUGUUUGCUGCUAAGUUACUCUCUUAAAUGUGAUUUUUUUUUUAUAUAAUCUUUAUGUUAAGUAUACUUUAGUUAUAUGUUAUUGCAUGCGGGCAAUGCCAAAAUAAAAUGUUGUAUUUUAUAUUAUAAGGUAUAAUGCGCAGAUACAAAAGAGUCCUAGAUUCAAAUCGUAAAAAUGUAAUAAAAUUUUUAAAAGCGUUUGAUUUAAAAACAUUAGAUUUAUUUUUUCGCGCUUUAUUUUCAAUGUCAUUUUUAGUCUCCGAUUGGGCAUCUUGGACUUUUUUGUAUAUGAAAAUUGUGUGAGUGGUGAUGGACAAGCUAAAAUUUUUCUAUGCUCUAUUUGGCUGUUUGAUUAAUAAAAGUGUAAGAGUUUAUGCAAUGUGAUAAGGGUAAAUUAUUUAGUAAUAUUUACGUCUGUAGUAUUUCGAUGUUAAAUAAUUAACUUAUGUAAGUUAAUAAGGUAAUCGGAAAAUUGUACUUUCUUAUAUGAUGUGUAAUGCUAGAGGAUGAAUAUUAUAUAUAUAUAAAACUAAAAGUAAUACAGGAGACUACGAAUAGGGGUAAACUUAUCAACACACCACAUUCAAUGGAUAAAAUAUUCCAUUAAAACUCAAUCAGUAAUCUGUCGUGUGCAAUACGUGCGAAGUAAAUAACUUGUAAUAAUAUAGUAUGUUUUUUUUUUUUUGCAAAAAUAUCCGACUUCUAAAAUGAAGAAGAGUGCAAUUUGAUUUUCAGGUGAUAUUCUUUUUAACUCUGAACGGUUUACUUCUUUGUACGACAAGGUCAGUAAUAGAAGGCGAACCUUAUAACUUUUUGUGAAAAAUUAAAAACUUUAAAUCAAUCUACGAUAUUGAAUUGAACAUAUCUCCUUCAAUUUUUGAAGUCGGUGAAAAUUAAUGAAAGGAGCCGCGAAUGGAGACAAAAUCUUUCAUCUGUAAGAAUCUAUGAAUGCCAUCAAUAUCCAAUGUUAUUAUAGGGUUUCGAUUCAUCUUUUACCUCUAACAUUUAGUGACAUGAAUGUAGUAUUUUCUCGUUUUAACGGUUUAGGCAAUUGUCAUUAAAUCUAUUAUGCUCAUACUAUAUUGGGGUCUGUAUGAGUGUAAUAAAUUUGGUAAAAAUUAUCUAAAUCGCCUACUGUAUUAAAAUUAAUAUUGGAUAGCUUGUGACAAUAUCAAAUAUUUUGUUUUGCAAAAAUUCAGUUUUGAUACUGAAUUUUUACUAGCUACAUUUUAUCAAAAAUUAUUACAAAUUGGUUUGAUACAUUUUGAUAAAAUAUAGCGGGGGCUCAAUCUGAAUGUAUAUAUACUUUCAGAUUAAAAAAAAAAACAUCUGAAACGGUUUAGGCGUCUACGAGUAAUCGGGGAACAUACAUAACAAAAAUUAAAACUCUUGACGAAUCGGAACCUCCUCCUACUUUAAUUUGAAGUUGGAUAAAAAUGGCAAUUUUAGAGAGGUUUAGAGAAUGGUCCCUCAAAAUCGACCGUAUUAAUUUUGAUUUUAGAGGUUGUAGUUACUGCAGAAUUAAUCCCAAUGUAAGCCAUAUUGAGGCUAGUCGUGAAUCUUUAUCUAUAAGACCUGAAGAUAUGUCGCUCGACACAACAGUUUUGUAUAGAGUCUAAGGUAACAUAUAUUUGUAUAGUUUUUAAGGAAUCUCAUAUUUUUGUUAGCAUAUGGUUGUUAUUAUAGAAUAUAGUCACAUUAUUUUAA
Galleria mellonella (greater wax moth) is the source of this 5103-nucleotide messenger RNA. RefSeq lists its product as uncharacterized. The transcript has 5 exons. Gene Ontology annotation, molecular function: oxidoreductase activity. Bases 418 to 1563 code for a protein of 381 amino acids. NCBI's taxonomy places the organism in Eukaryota, Metazoa, Arthropoda, Insecta, Lepidoptera, Pyralidae. The record is from RefSeq and is a predicted model, not a curated record.